This is a messenger RNA of Tarenaya hassleriana, 1134 nucleotides long. RefSeq names its product KH domain-containing protein At2g38610. Bases 136 to 975 code for a protein of 279 amino acids. The transcript has 7 exons. Gene Ontology annotation, cellular component: nucleus. The record is from RefSeq and is a predicted model, not a curated record. Gene Ontology annotation, biological process: regulation of mRNA splicing, via spliceosome. Lineage: Eukaryota; Viridiplantae; Streptophyta; Magnoliopsida; Brassicales; Cleomaceae. Gene Ontology annotation, molecular function: mRNA binding.
UUUGGUGUUCGUCCUUUUUGGUUUGGGUCUCUCUCGAUGCAUCCCUGCCUCCUCCUCUUCUAUUUUUCAUCUGCAACUCCAUCGCCAACCCCUUUUUCCUGAAAGCUUCGUUUUUGUUGAGGAGAGAGAAAAACCAUGUCUGGUUUGUACAAUAACUCUAACUUCUCUCCUGCUAGAGCUGCUUCUCCUCAGAUUAGAAGUACUCCGGAUGUCGACAGUACUCAAUACUUGUCGGAGCUUCUCACCGAACAUCAAAAGCUUACUCCCUUCACGCAGAUUCUCCCAAUAUGCAGUCGACUGUUGAAUCAAGAGAUAUUUCGGGCUUCUGGAAUGAUGAGCAACCAUGGAAUUGGCGAAAUCGAUAGACUCCGACACAGAAGUCCCAGUCCCAUGGCAUCCUCUAAUCUUAUGUCUAAUGUCCCUAACACUGGAUUAGGUGGCUGGACUGGCCUUUCUCAGGAGAGACUUAACCGAAUUCCUGGCAUGGCAAUGGACUGGCAAGGUGCACCGGCAAGCCCUAGUUCUUACACCGUGAAAAGGAUAUUGCGUCUGGAGAUUCCAGUAAAUUCCUACCCAAAUUUCAAUUUUGUGGGAAGGCUUCUUGGCCCUAGAGGCAACUCAUUGAAACGCGUAGAAGCGACAACGGGCUGCCGCGUGUACAUCAGAGGGAAAGGAUCGAUUAAGGAUCCAGAGAAGGAAGAGAAGCUGAGGGGAAGACCAGGAUACGAGCACCUGAACGAUCAGCUUCACAUCUUGAUAGAGGCAGAUCUUCCAGCCAAUAUAGUGGAAAUACGGCUGCAGCAGGCUCAGGAGAUCAUUGAAGAGCUGCUGAAGCCAGUGGAGGAGUCUGAAGAUUACAUAAAGAGGCAGCAGCUGAGGGAGCUGGCGAUGCUGAGAGAAGAGAGUCCCGGUCCAAGCUCUGGCAGCCUUUCUCCUUUCAACUCCAGCUUUAAACGUCCCAAAACGGUACGCUGAUUCCCACAACCAGCCAUUGUGUCCUUAUUUUUUUAUUCUUUCUCUUUGCGAGACAUCAUCAUCAUAAAGAAAAAUAUACCAAAAAAAAGGUGAGUGGUUGAAAUUUUUGUUGUAAACUAAAAAAAAAAGAUAUAUGGUGAUUGGAUUGAUUCAUGUGGA